This is a messenger RNA of Prunus armeniaca (apricot), 186 nucleotides long. NCBI's taxonomy places the organism in Eukaryota, Viridiplantae, Streptophyta, Magnoliopsida, Rosales, Rosaceae. The record is from the annotation of a GenBank genome assembly.
AUGGCUAAGAGCGAUUCCAACGAGGCCACUGAGCCUCGGGCUGGGGGAAAGAAAACGAAAAAUUUGUUUCCAGCAGUGAGCCCAAGCAAGGGCUGGAGUGGGUCCCACGCAACUCGGGCUAGCCCGAAGGCUAGUUCAGCCCAAGGUCCAAAACGAGGGCUGUUGCUGACGCCAGGCUGGCGUUAG